CUUUUUAGUAUGCAGCGAUGUCGAACUUUUGAAACUCAUUCAAAUAAAAGACUCUUACAAUUUUUACAAUAGAGAUUUGCUGCUGCCUGAUGGUGGAAUUUCUCAUGAUUCUGUUAAACAUAUAUUAGGAGUACACAGAGAUGAAAAAUAUAAAAAGCUACGAAGUAUUCUUAGUACUUGUUUCACUACAGGAAAAAUUAAAAUGACGACUACUCUAAUCUCUUCACCGAUAAAAGUCUUUCUAAGAAAUGUCCAGAAGCAAGGAGAUCAAUCGUUUGAUAUUUCAACGUUGUGUAAAAAAUUGGUGUUUGAUAUCGUCUGUACUUCAGUUUUUGGCGUAACCACAAAUGUUCAGAAUAAUGAAACUAGUAAAUUUGUUAAAUCUGUUCAUAUCGCAUUUUCAAUUGAUUCUACUGAUUUUUUAGCUGCAAUAACAAUCUGUUUCCCGCAAAUGGCGCCAAUAUAUACGUUUCUUCGACAUAAAAUAGAUAGUUUAAAGUACAUGCUGAAUCUACUUUCUGUGACAUUAAUUUAUGAAACCUGUCAAAAAAUUGUCACCGUCAGAAAUAAUUUAGAUACUGUUCCACAUGAUAUGCUGCAGUCACUCAUAGAUGCAGAAGAUGAGUCCAUUGUAGAAAUGAAAAAACUUCCAGACAAUUUUGUUGUUGCAAAUGCGAUGAUGUUUGUGGUUUUAGCGUAAUAAUCUUCAUAAAAUUGUUUAUGUUCUGUAGAAAACACAAAAAAUAAUUGGUUUAAUAUAGAAUUUCUAAUAACUUUCUCAGAAAUGACACAAGUGUUACAAUGGGCUGGUGUAUUAAACAUCUUGCUGGUAAUCAGUGUU
Messenger RNA from Centruroides sculpturatus (bark scorpion), 841 nucleotides. RefSeq lists its product as uncharacterized. The transcript has 5 exons. The coding region runs from base 203 to 700 and encodes 165 amino acids. The record is from RefSeq and is a predicted model, not a curated record. Gene Ontology annotation, molecular function: monooxygenase activity; oxidoreductase activity, acting on paired donors, with incorporation or reduction of molecular oxygen; iron ion binding. NCBI's taxonomy places the organism in Eukaryota, Metazoa, Arthropoda, Arachnida, Scorpiones, Buthidae.